Rhagoletis pomonella (apple maggot) is the source of this 782-nucleotide messenger RNA. RefSeq names its product protein Vhl-like. Bases 62 to 640 code for a protein of 192 amino acids. The record is from RefSeq and is a predicted model, not a curated record. The transcript has 2 exons. Lineage: Eukaryota; Metazoa; Arthropoda; Insecta; Diptera; Tephritidae.
UGAUGUCGAUUUGCAUUUAUUAGUUUUUGUAGCAAUUGAAAUAUCACGGUAAUCUAAAAACAUGGCAUUAGAGCCGCCAGCACCACCCGCUGCUCCGGGUCGGAUUCAACGACCUCAUCGGCCCUUGCCAUUUCCAGGACAAGAAUCGUUUGUACUCUUCCACAACACAACCAAACGUAUGGUAAACCUCUACUGGUGCGUCCACGGCAAUAGAACAUUUCAUCUGAGCUUAGCACCUGGCGCUAAUAGUAAAACCAACACAUUUACUAAACAUUUCUGGAUAUUUUGUGAUAAAGACACUAAUGAAUUGUUGUGUGUGAGUCAUCGGAAAGUAUUUUGGCCACAGUCAUAUCAAAUGCCUGACCCACAUAAUCCUACGCGUAUGAUACCAUGUCGAAAAGAGAUUAAAAUACACUUUCCAUUACGUUCGCUGCGUGAGAAUUGCCUCUGGCGCGUUGUAACAACACUACAUUCAGUACCUCCUAGAGUGGCGAUGCGCAUCAUUGACGAACGUAUGUUCAUACCCAAUGUUUUGAAAAACGAACUGAAGAAGCGUUUAAGACGCAAAGUGCAACCCGAAAUGAUUACAGCGGAAAUAGUUAAAAGUGUAAUUGAACAACAUAAUCAGCAAAGUAAUUAAAAAACGUAAAAUGUAGAUGUUUAGCGAUUAGCAGAAAAAUUUGUAAAGUUUUAUAUUUAAUUUAAGUACUUGUAAAUUUUUUUUUAAUUUGUCAAAUUAAAAUAUAAGUACACUAUGAGGAAUAAAGAGUGUAAAAAACAAA